AUGUUUGCAUAUAAAGAGAAGGCACCAGAAGAUAUACCAGAGACCGAACUAAACAGAGCAGGAGUAAUUAAAUGCGGAGGAGGUGACGAUUUAUAUGGCGACAACUCUGGAACCAGCUUGUCAAUUAUUGGAGCUGAUUUCUGUGUGGUGGCUUCAGAUACUCGGCACUCGGCACCGUACAAUAUUAACACCCGGCACGCAACAAAGUCAUUCUGUCUUGACGGUAGAUUCAUUCUGAGCACAACUGGGUUUUAUGCAGACUCCAGGUUUGUCUACACUGAACUAGCAUAUCAAAUAGAUAAAUAUCAGUUUAAAUAUAACAAAAAGAUGGGUAUAGAGCAGGCUGCCGCUCUUCUCCAUGUUCUUUUGUAUAAGCACAGAUUCUUUCCCAAGUUUACAUACUGCUGCUUAGUUGGGUUCAAUGAAGAGGAGAAGCCAAAAAUAUUUUCAUAUGACCCAGUUGGUUCAUACCAGGAAACUCCGUGCAGAUGCAAUGGAUCUGGAACAACCAUGCUGCAGCCAAUGCUUGACUCAUGGAUUACUCGGAAGAACUGGCACUGUGAGGAAGGAAAGGAUUAUGUGUGCACAGAGGAAGAAGUUAUUUCUUUGGUAAAAGAUGUUUUUAACAGCGUAGCUGAAACUGAUGUAAAAACAGGAGACGGGUUAGAGGUGUACGUAAUAAAGAAGGACGGCAUCACACGAGAGGAGUAUCCACUGAGGUCUGAUUAGUACGAACAAUAAAUCAAC
This is a messenger RNA of Nematocida parisii ERTm1, 747 nucleotides long. RefSeq lists its product as uncharacterized. Gene Ontology annotation, cellular component: proteasome core complex. The transcript has a single exon. Lineage: Eukaryota; Fungi; Microsporidia. The record is from RefSeq and is a predicted model, not a curated record. Bases 1 to 729 code for a protein of 242 amino acids.